Messenger RNA from Pleuronectes platessa (European plaice), 1903 nucleotides. It is a transcript of the gene nipsnap3a, whose product is annotated as nipsnap homolog 3A (C. elegans). The transcript is spliced from 6 exons. NCBI's taxonomy places the organism in Eukaryota, Metazoa, Chordata, Actinopteri, Pleuronectiformes, Pleuronectidae. Bases 93 to 842 code for a protein of 249 amino acids. Gene Ontology annotation, cellular component: mitochondrion. The record is from RefSeq and is a predicted model, not a curated record.
AGACACAGAAAGUGUCCAAACGAGCUACCGUCUGAAGUGAGACCUCCUGUUCUCUGAGGAUCUCUGCAUCGUCACGUCUCUUCACUUUCAACAUGAUGUCGAUCAGGAAAGUUUCACUGAGAUCAGCUGCGACUCUGGUUUCACCUGCUGCUGCUCAGCUUCGUGUGCGUCUCUCUACUGGUCCCCAGCAGCAACAAAAGACUUUUUACGAGUUCCGCACCUACUGCAUCCGUCCAGAGCAGAACGCCGCCUUCCUUAAACUAACCAAUGAGAAGGUCCACCUGCGCACCGCCCACUCCGAGCUGAUUGGCUACUGGAGUGUUGAGUAUGGGGGCUUGAACCAGGUUUUCCAUAUAUGGAAGUAUGACAGCUACGCUCAGCGGGCGGGGGUUCGGGCGGCGCUCGCUCAGGACCCCUCAUGGAUCUCAGAGUACAUCUCCAAAGCGAUUCCAAUGUUGAGGUCUCAGGACAACGAGGUCACCUACCUCGUUCCCUGGAGCCACCUGCAGAGGCCGCCACAGGAGGGGGGUGUGUACGAGCUGGUGUCUUACCACAUGCGUCCUGGUGGUCCAGCGGUUUGGGCCGAUGCCUUCCAGGCUGCUGUAACCUCCCAUGAUGCACCAGGGUACGGCAAGCUGCUGGGAGCUUUCCACAGCGAAGUUGGAAAACUGAACAGAGUUCACGCUCUUCAGUGGUUUGAGAGCGCUGACCAUCGAGCGGAGGUUCGACACCGAUCUCACACUGACUCCAGAUUAGUUGCUGCAGUCAGGGACAGUGUCGUCCAUCUCGACUCUCAGAAGAACAAACUCAUGUUUCCGUGUCCCUUUUCUCCGAUGAAGUAAAUUCCUGUCUCCAUGACAGGGUCCAGGGCUGUGUUGUGUGAGUCGGAGGGGGCGGAGCUUGUCUUUGUUUUACAGCUGCAGACAAAUGGAUAGAAUUUAUGUCUGUGUUGUUGUUGUCAUGGUGACCACGUUAUUUCAUACCUUCACAUGUGUAAAACAUAGAAUAAAAUCUUUUAAAAAAACUUGACAUUCGACUUUCUAUGUCUGCGUUCUCUUCCAGCUGCUGUCAGACAGAUGUUCAGCUGAGUCAUGUUUAAGUUGAUCCAGGUUUUUAAAUCCUCUAAACACAAAGAAUCUGACAAACUGAAUCUGAAGCUCUGCAGCUCAGAGUGUCAUGUGUCCCACUCAGCUGCUGUCUUUUCAACCUGAGCAUCAGCUGACAUCUCUCCCCUGCUCUGAUCGAUCCUCGGGUGGAGGUGAAAGUGCUCUCCCAGCUACCUCCACCUCCACCGUCACAUUUCCAUCACUGCCGAUCGGAGCCCAUUAAACCCUGCGUCUACAGAAUCCAGAUGUUUGUGGGUUUUUUCGAGCAGUGCAAAAGAGGAUUAAGUGAAGAGCUGUUUUCUGGCUUCAUUCACCUCCAUGGCUCCACUCGUCCUGCCAUACAUCAACACCACAAAGCGCUCCAACAGGGACUUGGACCGUUCCCUCACAUCCCCUGGUAACUGCAUGAGCUCACUGAGGCAGUGGUCCCUUCAGGGGAAGCUUCCUAAUCUCAUGUUCCUCCCGGCUGAAUCUGAACAGCUCGCUCUUCUUCUGACCAACACGCAGAGGUCUUUGCACUGCUGUGAUUCCCUCUACCUUCUGUCAGGGAUGUAAACAGCCAAGAGGAUAUUAGCUUGUCUUCUCAAGCUUAGAUUUUGCAUAUGGACAAAGACACUGUCUGCAUAGUCCUGGUAUGGAUUGCAGUACCAGGAUUCAGCAUCUGGAACACAGCGUCAACCACGUCUUCCCUCCGCUUCAUGCAAGGCCACAGGAUGUCUCACCUUGUCAAAGCCCUGUGAGACUAAUUGUGAUUUGUGAAUAUGGGCUAUACAAAUAAAAUUGUAUUGAUUGAUUGA